Messenger RNA from Metarhizium album ARSEF 1941, 987 nucleotides. RefSeq names its product Cyclin PHO80-like protein. Gene Ontology annotation, biological process: regulation of cyclin-dependent protein serine/threonine kinase activity. The transcript has a single exon. The record is from RefSeq and is a predicted model, not a curated record. Gene Ontology annotation, cellular component: nucleus; cyclin-dependent protein kinase holoenzyme complex. Bases 1 to 987 code for a protein of 328 amino acids. Gene Ontology annotation, molecular function: cyclin-dependent protein serine/threonine kinase regulator activity; protein kinase binding. NCBI's taxonomy places the organism in Eukaryota, Fungi, Ascomycota, Sordariomycetes, Hypocreales, Clavicipitaceae.
AUGCCGGGUGGCGUGUGUGCCGUCCUCGAUUACGAGGUCGACAUGAUGGCAGAAUACGUUACUGAAAUGGCUGUGCGCGUCGUCACUCCUGAUGCUACAAUCACUUCUGGAUUUCGCAAAUUUGUUACCCAAAUUCUUACCUCAACACGGCUUCCCAGUACUACGAUCUUGCUGGGUAUGAAUUAUCUUGCCAAGCGAAUCAACGCCAUGAAAGGACAUGGCCUGUACGAGGCAUCCGAAGGCCAAGUAUGGCGAUAUUUAACUGUAUCGCUCCUCUUGGCAAGCAAAUUUCUCGACGACAACACGUUCCAGAAUCGAUCUUGGUCUGAAGUCAGUGGCAUUCCAGUGACGGAGCUGAAUACUUUGGAGUUUGAGUGGGUCCAAGCCAUGGGCUGGAGACUAUAUGUCAACCUUGACCUCAGCAAGGACUACCGGGCUUGGCUAGAGAACUGGCGUGAGUGGCAGCAGAUGAAGAAGCGACAGGCAGUCCAGGCAAAUCGCGAAAGACUCGCCUCCCUCGUACCUGCCAUCGACACGGAGCUCGCAAGAUACAGCAGCAACCGCCAAUCGCCGCAUUCGCGCUAUUUGCAAGAACAGGUUGCCGAGUACGACCGUUACCAAGCCAUCAAGGCCCAACAGCAGACGUACCGAUCCCGCGAUGCUACAUGGGCUCACAACCCGUGGAAUGCCCCAUUGACACCACCCGACUCUGGGUACGGCACUCCGGAGUAUGUCAUGUCUGCUACGUCCAGUAACGCUCGCUAUAACGAAUGGUUUGCUCAGGCCGCUGCACAGUAUAGCAGCCGAUACUCCCAACCACCUACCCACGGCUCCUUCUAUCAGCAUCGUCAGACGCCUUACUGCUCUCACUAUUCCUAUAAUCAUGGAGGGUGGGACCACGGGGUUGGUGAAUGCAGCUGCCCUGGCUGUGUUGGUUCCAUGAAGCACACGCCGUUAUGUCCCGUGGAUAUGGCCAACAGGUGGUAA